AUGACCUGCUCGGUGUUUUGCGCCCAACCAAGUCCGUCCGAGGAUCCGCUCGUGGGCGGCCAAUUCACCGAUUCCAAUUUGAUGGCAGUCUAUUGUCAAUCGGGAUCCGUGUUGCUUUAUCGGGUCGUACCUCGAUUAAGUGCGACUCAACAGGCAGGUUCCAGUUCGUCCCUGAUCACCGAUCCUCCAUUGCUCCUGGCGAAACUUUCUCCGAAUAUACGCUCUCCACUUGAGGAACAGCUCGCUAGUCCGGCCAGUGAACGUGGUCUGUGCUGCUUCUUUCUGCCUGAGUCAUUAAUAUCCCGUCCGUUACUAUUCGGCGGAACCGAAUGGGGCACAGUGGUUUCCUGGCGUCUAGAUGCAUUCCUGUCUCCUACCAGUGAUCGUCACCCAGCCAGUGUUGGUAAAGAUUGUAUACCACCAACAGCGUACUGUGAUUUGUCAUCUGUAUGGCAUCAACAUCCACCUCAGCGACCCCUUGAUUUGUGGGAGGAAGAAAAAUCCACUCUCAGUUCCGAAUCCCCUACCAAUCAAGACACCAUCACAGUCUGUGUUCAGCUCCUUCAAAUGACUUGCUCCAGAUCCCCAAAAAAACCAGUGGUACACGCAGAUAGACUGGCCUUUGGUCUAUCGAGUGGCCGUAUUAUUGUAGUUCGAUUAACAGAUUUUCUCCAAUUGGCUUACUGCCAGUCGGCCAAGAUGAAAACCUCAGGACCUACCGGGCUGUUCCGAUUUAGCCGUUUCUCCCUUGAGGGUCACGAUGGUCCGGUCACGUGUUUAUUACAUCCGGCCAGUGUGGACGAUCAGUAUCUUCGUAGUCUGUCUGAAAAGAGCGAGGAAAAGCCUUCCACGAACAAUACACCCCAAUUCAAUCCAGAUCAUUUGCUCUCCGGUGGCGCGGAUUUCGCUGUACGUUUAUGGGAUUUGGAUCCGUGGCGUGAUCUUCAAGGUGAGCGUGCCACACGUUCGUCGGCCGGUGAUUCAGCGCUUGUAGACCAGAGCGCUUUCGCGCCGGCUUGUUUGGCCGUGUUUCGCUGUCAUGCGUCGCCCUGUCUGUCCUUGUCCAUCGGUCCACCGUCCAUCGCAAUCUCACAGGCAGCCGCGGGCAAUCCACGUCUGAGUGUUCCGAAUGUCUCCAACCGAGUCAUAACCCUGGAAGUUAGUGCUGAGAUGCGCACCGCGUGUGAUGCGUGCAUCAAGCUCACGAAGAUGGGUUGUGAUAGCUAUAUCGGUGCUCGAGUGGGUAGUAUGAUCAGCUUACGGGAACAGCGAGUCCUCCUUUCUACCACACCAUGCAACGGCGUGUCCGGUGCACCAGUUACCGCGCUGGGCUGGCGUGUACCCGAAGACAUGCUGUUUGUCGCCCACGCGGAUGGUUUGCUUGAAGUGUGGGACAUCAGUGUUGGAUGUCUUGAUCGUUUGGAGACAGAUAGCGGUGCUCGGGACCUAUUCGAACAGGCACAUUACGUGGUUGAGGUGCAACUGUCCUCGGCCUCUUUCGGGGCAUCUCUGAGCCAACUGUCGUAUCAGUCGGCCCCAAUCCAAGCACAUCAUACACGCACAGCCACAUUGGUUUUCGCGGGUUGUGCAAACAACUCGCAUGCGGCCGGUUCUGUCCUGCACACUGCUCCCGCUCGUCUCAGACGUAGCGCCCCUCUGCGCCGUGCCUCGUCCUCACGCAGUCACCAGCCCACGAUCUUGUUGCACACGAUCGGUUUGACCUCCGCGGAUAUGAGAUUAGAUCCGGCACGAUCUCUGUCGGCCGGACCGGCUGCUUUUGUUUUCCACUGGGACACAGAAGCCAUGAUUUAUUGUGCUCUAGAAAAUCCUUCGUUCGACCUAGCCACUAAUGGACUGGAUCUCCUUCUGCGGAAUGAAGUAGUUGACUUGAAUAAUGCGGUUAUUCUCAGUGGUACGUUUGUAUUUUUCGGUGUCUUACAGUGCUCAGUGGACCGGUUGCAUGAGGCUGCCACACUGUCCGGGCUGCACUGUACAGCUUUGGUGAAACAGCUCCAACUAUUCAUUGCUUCUCUGCAUCCCUGGGGUUUGGAUCCGGAAGCGGAUCAUGCAGCUUUGGCGUGUGUCGGUUCUCGCGAGAGAUCGCAGUCAGAUCAGACUAAAUCCGAUGUGUUAUCCUCUCCGGUCCGAGACAAUCUCUGUUUGGGUUUACCCUCAAAACAUGGCUGUCUAAGUCUCUGUUUACCGGGUUGGUCUGCACCCGGGAUCUCAGUUAUUCCAUCCACAACUGGUCGAUCAGUUUCCCGUUUGUAUUCUCUCUCGCAUGGAAUCAGUACCAACUUGAUGCUAGCCGAGCUCAGCUUGUGCGAGACCUUAACCAGUUUGGAUCGGGACUGUGCGGAACAACUUUUACAAUUGUCAGAUCCAUCUUCCCGUGCCGCUCCGCUGUCGCUGAUUAUCGGGGAUACGGCCGAAACCAGCAUCAAAACAGAACUGACAUGUGUCAGGGCGUGUUGGCUUCAAUUAGCCGCUUGCCUUUGCGGACCGUUGUUAGCUCAGUGUGUCUGGGGUUCACCUCGGUUGCAGGCCAACCAAGCCUGUCGUUUACCGGAAUUGGAAAUCCUGGUACAAAAAUGGCAGGAUCGAAUGAUACCGAUUCGUUAUGCUGCUCGCACGCUACUGUUCGCCUAUCUGGAUCACAUGGGGUUCGCGAAUCGGCAACUCCUUGUCAAUAAAUGGUGCGGUCUCCUACCCCAGUUUGCCAUGACUCAGCCCACCAAACCAUCAACACGCAAUUUGCAUCGGCAAUCCACAACGCAAGGUUUGCCUGCCUGUCUCCAAUCGGUCAGUCUGUGCAGCCUAGACUCGGCCGGUCUCAUUUCCAAUUCUGUGACGGACAGUCAUUGGUGGAUCACGCUGAGUGGAUAUCGUGUUUCGCCUCGGGAACAUGCUCGACUGCAGGCAAUCGCUAUUGUCUUCCUGGGUGUUAUUGGCUGCCGAUUCGGUACUGCCGUGUGUCGUCGACAUCCAGCGGUCUCCGCGCGCGAUCUGAUCGACGACUCGAGACCAAUUUAUCAGUCGAAUCCAAAAGUGGACGGGAUCGCGUGUAAUAGUGGUAGUAAUACCGUAUCGCGCAAUCCGGGCCUGGCUGCACCGUGUUUCGCCUCACCGGACACUUCAGCAAACCGACCCGGUCGGAAAGCGCAAUCAUCCUCAGAUCCGAAUGAUGUGCUCACUAUCGAGUCAUUCACAUCCCCUCCCGAUCAGACUGAGCAGACGUCGAAUGAAGUCCCAGACGGUUUCGGUUAUGCGAAUCAUCAAUUGGCUCGGUCCACAUCUCCCCUGGUGGACACAUCCCAGUCAAGCAGUGAGAACCAAACCACCGAUGUGGCUGGUGUUCGUGGUUCGCAUUUAUUCGGCGAGCGCCAUCCUGCACCGCCCGCCGUCACUUCGAACGCACUGGUCUCCUUACUGAUGUCCAAUGCGCACAGUUCCUUGCGUCGAGCCUGCAUUGAUCUGCUUGGUCGUGGUUUCGUCGUCUGGGAACCGUAUGUUGAUUUGGGUCAAUUGUUGAACGCUCUUCUCAACCUCGUGGUCGACGCUGAACAACUGCUAUCCGAGUAA
Messenger RNA from Echinostoma caproni, 3582 nucleotides. NCBI's taxonomy places the organism in Eukaryota, Metazoa, Platyhelminthes, Trematoda, Plagiorchiida, Echinostomatidae. The record is from the annotation of a GenBank genome assembly.